Messenger RNA from Acanthochromis polyacanthus (spiny chromis), 5114 nucleotides. Its product is annotated as zinc finger protein ZFP2-like. The coding region runs from base 347 to 2686 and encodes 779 amino acids. Gene Ontology annotation, cellular component: nucleus. Gene Ontology annotation, biological process: negative regulation of transcription by RNA polymerase II; regulation of cytokine production; central nervous system development. The transcript has 6 exons. The record is from RefSeq and is a predicted model, not a curated record. Gene Ontology annotation, molecular function: DNA-binding transcription activator activity, RNA polymerase II-specific; RNA polymerase II cis-regulatory region sequence-specific DNA binding. Lineage: Eukaryota; Metazoa; Chordata; Actinopteri; Pomacentridae.
AUCGUUAAUUUAAUGUUGGUUAUCAAUUUCUGCAAGAGCCAAGUGGAAAGGGAUGAUGUUGGUCUGAUGUAAUGUGGUGAACAUGAAUCCACACGUGAGUGUAAUUUUUUAUUUAAUUACUCAUGUAAACUCAUGUUAGAUUCAUGUGAAUGUAAAUUGGUGGGUCUUUGUAAAAGACAUUUUAUUUUGAAGACGGAGAAAUUGAAAACGAAAACAUCCGGCGGAAGUGAAGUCAAACGGUUGCUAAUGUUUGCUCGUCAGACCACUGCUAACGUCCACUGAUGGGUAGAAGUUUUUACAGAAGGUUGUUCUGUCGUGUCUCAGAUUAAUAUUUCAUCAUUUAAAGAUGAGUUCAGUCCAGAAUCUGAGAGAGUUGAUCAACGAGCGACUAACUGCUGCUGCUGAAGAAAUAUUCACGGAGUUUGAGAAAACCAUCGUCCAGUACGAGGAGGAGAUCGAUCGUCAGCGCAGACUGCUGGAUAACAUGUGGAAAGCAGAGAUAAAGUUCCACACAACAGAUAAAUAUUUUUACGACUUAAAGAUGAAUUCAGUCCAGAAUCUGAGAGAGUUGAUCAACGAGCGACUAACUGCUGCUGCUGAAGAAAUAUUCACGGUGUUUGAGAAAACCAUCGUCCAGUACGAGGAGGAGAUCGAUCGUCAGCGCAGACUGCUGGAUAACACGUGGAAAGCAGAGAUAAAGAUCCAAACAACAGACCUUCUGCAGCAACAUGUCCAGGAGGAGAAUGUUCUUGCUGAGCAGAAUCUCUGCAACCAGGAGAAGAACUCCAGUGUGGACCAGGAUGAUCCAGAUGCUCCACAGAAGAACGAGGAGCAGGAGGAACUGUGCACCAGUGGGGAGGGAGAGCAUCUUGCACUGAUUCAAGAGGCUAACUCACUGGUUCAGUGUAAAUCCAACUGUGCAGAAAUAUCCAGAGAAAUAUUUGGAGUGUCUGAUAAACCACUGGGCCAGUUGGAUGAAGAGAUUGAUUAUGAGCCCAGGCUGGUGGAUGCCAUCUGGAAACCACGAAUAAUGUUACACAGAAUUGACCACCCACAUCAAGAUGUCUGGAAAGAGAGGAAUGGUCUUGCUCAUCAGCAGCUCUGUAACCAGGAGAAGAAGUUUAGUCUGGAUCAGGAGCACCCAACGCCUCCAGAGAUUAAAGAGGAAGAGGAGAAAUUCAGCACUUUCCUGGACCAGAAAGACCCAGAGACUCCACAGAUUAAAGAGGAACAGAAUGAUUUCUGCACCAGCCUGGACCAGGAAGAUCCAGAACCUUCACAAAUUACAGAAGAAUCAGAGGAACUCUGCACCAGUCAGCAGAAACAGCAGAUUGUACUGAAUCAAGGUACUGAUACCUUUCUAUUGACUUCAGCUGAUAAGGACGGUGACCACAGUGAACUAGAACCAAACAGCAACCAGCUCCUCUCUUCCAAUUCACCAGUAGCUGAGAGCCCACAUGAGGAGGGAACCAAGCAUGUAGACUCAGGGUCAACUAGAAAUGCAGCGCUGAAGGCAAAGAAGAGUCAUAACAGAGAGAGCAGUCACAGUAACAAUGUAGACAAGUCUUCAUUGUCAGGAAGUCACUGUGAUACAGACACAGGAAGAAAGUCUUUAAAAUGUGAUGUUUGUGGAAAAACCUUUCAGAAUAAGUACCAAAUGAAGAAACGUCACCAAGUCCACAACAGUGUAAAACCAAAUGCUGACAAUGCAUGCAGAAAAAAAUUUAAUUUACGGUCUGACCUGAAAGUCCGUACGAUUACUGACAAAGGUGACAAACAGUUUUCUUGUGAAACUUGUGGGAAAUGUUUCAGCAAAAGUUGUUAUCUGACUGUCCACAUGAGGACUCACACGAGUAAGAAGCCAUUUUCUUGUAAAACCUGCGGAAAAGGUUUCAUUCAGAAUAUUAGUCUGACUAAUCACAUGAGAACUCAUACGGGUGAGAAGCCAUAUACUUGUGAAACCUGCGGAAAAAGGUUUCAUCAAAGCCACCACCUGACUGCGCACAUGAGAACUCACACAGGUGAGACGUCGACAGAGGCGUCUUGUUGUGACAGAUGUGGGAAAAAAUUCAACAGACGUAGUAGGCUACAUGUCCACAGAAAAAAUCACACAGGUGAAAAGCCAUAUUCUUGUGAAAGAUGUGGAAAAAGUUUCUGUUUUCCUUAUCAUCUGACUGUCCACAUGAGAACUCACACAGGUGAGAGGCCAUAUUCUUGUGAAAGAUGUGGAAAAAGUUUCUGUUUUCCUCAUCAUCUGACUGUCCACAUGAGAACUCACACAGGUGAGAGACCGUAUUCUUGUAAAACCUGCGGAAAAAGUUUCAGUAUAAGCACUCAUCUGUCUGUGCACAUGAGAACUCACACAGGUGAAAAGCCAUAUUCUUGUGAAACAUGUGGAAAAAGUUUCAGUAAAAGAAAUAAUCUGACUGUUCACAUGAGAACUCACACAGGUGAGAGGCCAUAUUCUUGUGAAAGAUGUGGGAAAAGUUUCAUUGAACGUUCUAAGCUGACUACCCACAUGAGAGUUCACACAGGUGAGAGGCCAUAUUCUUGUGAAACAUGUGGUAAAAGUUUCAUUGAACGUUCUAAGCUGACUGUCCACAUGAGAACUCACACAGGUAAGAGGCCGUAUUCUUGUGAAACGUGGAAAAAAUUUCAAAGAACAUUAGCGGCUGACUGCAUAUGAGAGUUCACACAGGUGAGAAACCAUAUUCUUGUGAAACGUGGGAAACGUUUCUGUCAAGUCAGUCAUCUGAUUAGACACAAGAGCUCACACAGGUGAAACGCUGUAGUCCUGGAACAACAGUGGGAACAGAUCUCAGUAGAACACGCAUUCAUUCACAACGUUCAGGGUAAAAGUAGGUCUUGUAGAUUCUGUGAGUUUAUUGCAUUUCAGACUGUGAUACAUGGAUGUUUAAAAAUCUGCCAACCUGUCCAUUGGAUGCAUGGCAACUUUUCCAGAAGCAUAUUACAUUUACGAAAGACAGACAACUGGAGACGUCAUACUUCUGAGGAACAGCCUAAUAGUUUAUUACAUGUUGGCUAUCAGUUUCUGAUAGAGCUGGGUGGGAAGAGAUGACGUUGCUCUGAUUUAAUGUAGUGAAAAUGAGUUUACACAACAACAUAGUUUUUAAUUAUUUUCGUAAUUCUUAUGUUCAGUUCAUGUGUGUAUGUGAAUUGGUUGCAAUCCAGUUCAACUUAUGUCUAUACUUCUGUGAUGGGUCUUUGUUUUUUUUUUGUUGUUUUUUUAAAUGAAAUUAAAUGAAACCAGUUUCCAAUGCAGCUAAAUGUGGAAAUAACAGACCUGACUGGUUUCAUAUCAGAUAAAGCUUCAGCUUUCUUUAAGACAGUUGAAGUAAAAAGUUGAACUUGAGACUUCAGUUUGCUUUAGGACAGUUUGUUCAGAUUGGAUGACUUUGAUGUAUGUGUUGAAGUGUUGCUUUGUGAAUGAUGUACUGACAAGGUUUUUUUUGUGUAACUGUCAAACUGUAUGUUUUGUACUUCUUCAGGACCUCCACAGCAAGGGCGUAAGUUUGGUCUCAACAUUGGUAGGGACGAUAUAACAGCAUAACCUGCAUGUACACUUUUUGCUGGGGACGGGACAUUAAUAAGACCAAACAGAUUGGAUGAACGGGGGUCAGGGCUACAUUUAUGAAUAUGAACCUAAUUAAUUGAUAAGCUAAAUGAUCAAUGCAAAAUAAAUCUGUAUUGACUUAUACUAACUUUCAUAUGUAUUGGUUCAGGUGACAGUAAUUAAAUAAAUUUUAAUUAAUAAAUAAAUGCACUAAUAGGUAUUUGGUUUCAAAAGUGUAAAGUCACAACAUGCUCUAGCCUACUUUCCUUCUAAACCAGGCCGUUUACAAGAAGAAAAGCAGCAGCAUGUGUGUUUUUUUUGACUGUCAACACUUUCCUGUGGAACACAGACUGGGACCUCUCUCUCUCUAAGCAGCUUCUUGCUCAAGUUUUUUCUGGUUCUAUAUUUUCCAGCAGAGUUCACUACAUUUCUCACAGUUUAAUUAACGUUAACAGUAGAAAACACAUACAGGAGGACAAUUCUCUGUAAGCAGCUUCCUACUUGAGUUUUGCAGGUUAGCCAGUUCACACAGUUUAAUGUUAUGCUAACUCUGAUGCAGGUCGGACUUUCAGUAGCAACAUUAGUGGUGUGUUCCCCACGUCCACAACAUUGACGUCUUUUUACAUUACUUACAGUGUCGUCUGCUGCUGCUGCUGCUGGCCGAAAAAAACUUCUAAUAUCCCUCCUCUUCGAAGGGGGCGGAGAAGGCGGCAUGUUUAUUUCUUGUGUAUUUCUGUCGGGGCUGUGUGAGUGUGCGUGUGGGUGGCGGGGGGGGGCAAGUCAUCAGCCAAUCAAACGCACGUUUGAUUGGACCGGCACAUUCAGCAAGUGAAAAGGGGUAAAUGUAAGUCUGAACCUGGUCUGAACAUAAUGAAAAUAAUUCACUUAAUAAUGGUAGGGUCAAUUCUAUCCUUGCAACAUAUGGGAAGACAAUCAAAAUUACCAAUAUAACUGAACUCAUUAUAUAAUGCAAAUAAGGUUGCUUAAAAGUUGGUGGGGACAAUUUGACCCUCUUGAAAAGUUGGUCGUGUUAUGUCCCUACCGUCCCUAUGCAAACCUACGCCCUUGCUCCACAGAAACAGAUUUUUUAAGUCACUCGGUUCAUUUUUGUUGAUAGCUUCCAAUUAGUUGAUAAAAUGUUGAUAAUACAUGACUAUGUGUGACCAGUUUUAACCCCAACAUGAAAAUAUCUCCUUUGCUUGUGUUCUGAAUUUUGUUGGGCUGUGUGAUAAUAUUCAACAGUUUUAUGUGAUUACAAAAAACAACAGUUUAGAUUAAAUGAAUUAAAAUUCCUAUGUACACUUCUAUAUUAGCCGACAGACUCGAUACUCAGCAUGGAGGACACCAGUGUUGCACAAAUGUCUGCAGAGAUGUGCCAUUCUUCAGAGAAGUUCUUUACUGGAGGGCUUGUUUGUCAUGUGUUUUUUAAAGUACAUAAAAGCUGUUGUAUUGGAUUCAAAUCAGGGAUCAUCCUUGUCCAGGUUCCAUUUUUCACUAUGUUCUUUAAAAAAUAAAAUAAAAUAGCGUGUGAUUUCUAAAA